Messenger RNA from Eucalyptus grandis, 1386 nucleotides. RefSeq lists its product as uncharacterized. The coding region runs from base 186 to 965 and encodes 259 amino acids. Lineage: Eukaryota; Viridiplantae; Streptophyta; Magnoliopsida; Myrtales; Myrtaceae. The record is from RefSeq and is a predicted model, not a curated record. The transcript has 3 exons.
UUUUUUUUUUUCUCACGUGUUCUGGAGAAGUCUAGACUCCGCCCUCUCUCGUAUAAGACGCCAUUGUUGCAUAGCUCUCUCGUUCUACCGGUGCAGUCCAUUCGAGCUCUGAUCUUCUCGAAUUCUCGCACACAGAGAUAGCGAGAGAGAGAUCGAGAGGCUUUCUUCGUGGGAGCGAGCGAGCGAUGGAGGCGUACGCGAUGGCGAGGACGAAGAUGAAGCGCAAGGACCUCGACCAAGUUAGCGACGACUUCUCCGACUUCUCCCUUUCUUCCCCCGCCCGGAAGAUUCGCCGACUGGACGCGGAGCUACCGCCUAUAAUGGAGGACGAUGAACCUGAAAUCGCGAUGCCCUACCUGCAGAACCGGAGCAGCGGCCCGGUGAUCGAGGAAUUGCCGGCGGAAUCGGCCUCAUCCUCCGCCUCCGCCUCCGCCUCCGCCUCCGCCACCGCCGCCGCCGCCGCCGCCGCCUCCGCCUCGGAGAACGAGGAGAGGGCUAUUGUCCUUUUCAAGCCCGUGCACGGCCGUCUUCUGGGAGGGCCCUCCCCUUCGAGUUUCUCUGUUUCCGUGGACCCGGACUUCAUCUCAGGGUUUAAAAAUCAAUUCUACUGGUCAAAUGAGCCUGCCCAUGAGAAAUUGAUUGAAGAUGAGACAGGUGAUGCAGAGACAAACAAGGGAGGUACCAACUGUAUGGCCGUGGUCCCUUGGAUUCCUUCUCAGUUUCCUUCUGCACCAGGCAUUGAACUCCUCCAGCCUGAGGGUAGUGAGGCAAUGGAGGCUGAGGAAAUGGCUGACGGGACAAUGGAGAUUGAAGAUGCAACUGAAAGUUAUCCGGUAACUCAAGAACAAGCGCAUGGUUAUGCCGGACAGAGCUCAAGUGAAGGAUUUCAGCAGUGGCAGCAACCGCACUGCAUGACGCCUCAGCCACCCCAGAGUGUCUCUACUCCACUUGUGUGGUAUCGGUAACACAUCUAUAAUGUUACGUUUUCCUUUGAAUGCCAACUGGCAACAACGUCGGAGGAUCUGCAACUCAAUGCAACAGAAUAGCUACAACGAGAGACAACCCUUGCAACUUCUCCUUUUUGAUCGGGAAAGUGGAAAUGAUAUCUUAGCGUCAAGAUUUUGUACAGGGGGUUAGGAGUAAAGAUGUAUUAUGAGAACUCGCGUGAGGGUAGGUGGAGCUCUGUUUUGCUGAUGUGCCCAAGAUUCUGCCCCUUCCUCAGCCGGAAGGGCGCUUUCAUCUUUUGUGGCAAGCACUAGAUAGUGAUGUGAUUCAGUUUGGCACAAUGGAAAUGAAAUAUGGAGCAUUUUCAAAGUCGCAUCAACGGGUGAACUGCUUUAUGUACUUAUAUUUCGGUGUAUGUUCUCCUCAAAGGGAUGUUAUCUU